Molecule: messenger RNA, 297 nt
Organism: Helobdella robusta
Lineage: Eukaryota; Metazoa; Annelida; Clitellata; Rhynchobdellida; Glossiphoniidae
Exons: 2
Coding region: 1-297 (98 amino acids)
Cellular component (GO): plasma membrane
Molecular function (GO): protein binding
Source: RefSeq, a predicted model, not a curated record
AUGGAUAAAAAUUUAAUCGUUUGUGAAAAUUGUAAAGCCUGCAAAGAAAGUGAAUAUCAAUGCAACAAUGGAAGAUGUAUUUCAAAAAAGUACCUCUGUGACAGUAACGUGGACUGUACGGAAGGAGAUGACGAGAUGGAGAAGACGUGUGUUUCUUGUCCAAAGAGUCUCUACCGAUGCUCCGGGCAAGUGUUGCUGUGCAUCCAACACUGGCAGAGAUGCGACGGUACAGAUGAUUGCCUGAAUGGAGAAGACGAGAAAAACUGCUGUUUGAACAUUUUUUCAAAUCAAAAAUAA